This is a messenger RNA of Zootoca vivipara (common lizard), 4866 nucleotides long. RefSeq names its product mannosidase alpha class 2B member 1 (gene MAN2B1). The record is from RefSeq and is a predicted model, not a curated record. Gene Ontology annotation, biological process: mannose metabolic process. Gene Ontology annotation, cellular component: lysosome. Gene Ontology annotation, molecular function: carbohydrate binding; alpha-mannosidase activity. Lineage: Eukaryota; Metazoa; Chordata; Lepidosauria; Squamata; Lacertidae.
AUGACCGCCUCUCUGGCAACUGCUGCAGGAGCUUCAGCUAUGGGGCUCCGCUCGGGUUUGGGGUUCUUGAUAGGGGCAGCGCUGGUGGCGGCAGCUGCGGCGACAUGCGGAUAUCAGUCCUGCCCAGUGACAAAGCCCGAGAUGCUCAAUGUUCACCUUAUCCCACACACACAUGAUGAUGUGGGCUGGUUGAAGACUGUAGAUCAGUAUUUCUUCGGAGUCCGCAACGACAUCCAGCAUGCUGGGGUGCAGUACAUCUUGGACUCCGUCAUCCCACAGCUACUGGCUGACCCCAGCAAGCGUUUCAUCUACGUGGAAGUGGCCUUCUUUGCCCGCUGGUGGGGACUGCAGACUGAAGCCAUGCGCCAGGCCGUGCAGCAGCUUGUUGCGGAGGGGCGCCUGGAAUUUGUGAAUGGCGGCUGGUGCAUGAACGAUGAAGCAGCCGUACACUACAACCCAGUCAUUGAUCAGAUGAGCCUUGGCCUCCAUUUCCUGAAAGAGACUUUUGGCGAAUGCGGCCGGCCCCGUGUGGCCUGGCACAUUGACCCUUUCGGGCACAGUCGGGAGCAGGCCUCGCUGUUUGCCCAGAUGGGCUAUGAUGGUUUCUUUGUGGGCCGCAUUGACUACCAGGACAAGGCUCAGCGCGAGGCCUUGCGUGAGAUGGAGCAGCUGUGGCGUGGAAGCGGAAGCCUGCCUCCCCCUGCUGCUGAUCUCUUCACUGGUGUCCUGCCAAAUGGCUACAACCCUCCCAUGUCUCUUUGCUGGGAUCAGAUCUGCUCGGACAACCCCAUUGUCGACGACGACAGCGAUGAAAACAACGUGGAGAGUAUCAUGGCAUAUUUCCUGGGGGUAGCGGCUGCUCAGGCAAAACACUAUCGCACCAACCACAUUGUCAUGACAAUGGGAUCCGACUUCCAAUACGAGAAUGCCCUCCUCUGGUACAAGAACAUGGACAAGCUCAUCAAGCAUGUCAAUGCAAAGCAAUUGAACGGGAGCCGCGUCAAUGUCCUCUACUCCACCCCAAGCUGCUACCUGUGGGAGCUCAAUAAGGCCAACAUAUCAUGGACUGUGAAAUACGAUGACUUCUUCCCCUAUGCUGACGGUCCUCACCAGUUCUGGACAGGCUACUUCACCAGCCGCCCAGCUUUGAAACGCUACGAGCGGCUCAGCAAUAACUUCCUGCAGGUCUGCAACCAGCUCGAAGUGUUGGCUGGCGCACAAGCAAAUGUGGGGCCUUAUGGGAAUGCCAACAGUUCUGUGCUGCGUCAGGCCAUGGGAGUUGCCCAGCACCACGAUGCAGUGAGUGGCACAGCAAAGCAGCAUGUGACCAAUGACUACGCCAAACAGUUGUCUACCGGCUGGGAUGCCUGUGAGGUUGUGGUCAGCAAUGCCCUCACCAGUAUCUUUGGAAGCAAAGAGAACUUCAUCUAUUGCACCUAUCUUAACAUCAGUGUCUGCCUGCUGACUGAAGCUGCCUCUACUUUCAUGGUGAUCGUCUAUAACCCUCUGGCCCGCCCUGUGGGGUGGAACGUCCGGCUGCCGGUGAAUGGAAGCCAUUACUCCAUUUUAGAUCCUAGUGGCCAGGCUGUUCUGAAUGAGGUCAUUCCCGUAUCAAAUUUCACCCGUGCUGUUCGGCAUGAUCGGGGCGAUGCUGUCAAUGAGUUGGUGUUCCAGGCAUCUGUCCCACCGCUGGGCUACACCACUUACUCGGUCUCUAGACUGCCUGACAAGGAGCCAGCGCGAUCCAGACUGCUGAAGAGGUUGCCCCACCAACCUGGAGCAGACCGACUUUCUUGGUCAAUCCAGAAUGAGCAUCUACGAGUUCUGGUUGACCCCAAAACAGGACUCCUGAAGGAGAUUCAGAACCUGGACAAGAACAUCUCCUUGCCAGUGUCUCAGAACUUUUUCUGGUACAAUGCCAGCGCUGGGAAUGCAGAGAGUUCCCAGGCCUCUGGGGCCUAUAUCUUCCGCCCAGACACCUCUAAGACCUUCCCCAUUGCCAAGGGAGCCCAGUUGCACCAUGUGAAGACCCAAGUGGUGGAGGAGCUGUACCAGAACUUCUCUGCCUGGUGCUCCCAGGUGGUGCGACUCUAUGCCGGGCAGCCGUACGUUGAGCUGGAAUGGACGGUGGGGCCCAUCCCUAUCCGAGACGGUCUUGGCAAGGAGAUCAUCAGCCGCUUCGAGACAGACCUGCAGACCGCUGGCCGCUUCUACACAGACUCCAACGGGCGUGAGAUCCUAGAGAGGAGGCGCAACUACAGAGCCACGUGGAACCUGAGCCAGACGGAGCCUGUGGCCGGCAACUACUACCCUGUCAACAGCCGUAUCUACAUCCAGGACCAGAAGGUGCAACUGACGGUGCUGACGGACCGCUCGCAGGGAGGCAGCAGCGUCUUCGACGGCUCUCUUGAGCUCAUGGUACAUCGACGGCUGCUGCAUGACGAUAGCCGGGGCGUAGGGGAGCCACUGCUGGAACCUGGCGACUUCCACCAUGGGCUGGUGGUGAGGGGUCGCCACCUCAUCCUCUUGGACACAGCAGAGUCGUCAGCUGAGCAGCACCGCCUGUGGGCCCAGCAGGAGUUCAUGGCACCACAGCUGGUGUUGGCCCCUGGCCAGGGGCCUCCAUACCAGCCUGGCCAAGACAACGUGAAGGAGUUCUCUGCUCUGCACCAGGCUCUCCCUUCAAAUGUCCAUUUGCUCACGCUGGCCCAAUGGGAGCCCGACUCCGUUCUCAUCCGUCUAGAGCACCAGUUUGAAAGGGGAGAGAGCGUCAAUGGCUCCAUGCCUGCUGUUGUUAACUUGCUGAACUUGUUCUCAUCUUUCAACAUCAUCACUGUGCAAGAGAUGAACUUGGCUGCUAACCAGAAGCGGGAAGACAUGAGCAGGCUGACCUGGCAGCCAGCUGAAGGAGCAGCAAAACAGCAGUCCAGUAGCAGGUUGGACCCAACACACAUUGCACUACAACCCAUGGAGAUCCGAACAUUCCUGGCUCGUAUUCAGCACAAAACAAGGCCUGGAAGAGAGAUCUGAGCAGAGGGAUUAAUUCCGUCCAAAUGGAGUUGUGUCAAGCAAGGGCAGGACACUGGAGCUCUUGCCAGGGCCUUUUCAAUGGAGAUGAAAUGAUUUCUCGCCAAGCCAAGACAUUCUCGUGGAGAGAGGAUUCUUUUAGGCUGCUAAAAGGCAGUAGAAUUGGCGUCUCUGAACUUCUACAAUGAUUUUGGUAAAUAAGGGAUCACUGUAAAAUGCCUUUAUACUCCCUUUUCCUCCACACAUGCACACCAAAGAAACUUGGAUCAUUUUCAGGGGAGGGUGUGGAGUUGGAGGAGUACUUGGGCUACCGUAAGUGCAAUCAUUACCUUUUCAAUAAACCACUUAAAAACACACUGCAACAUUCUGCUUUAAGUCCCCAGUCUAGCAUCUAAGUACACAAUAAGAGGGAGAAACAGGCAAUUUUGUUUCUUUUAACAUACCAUCUUUCUAGGACUUCAGACAGAGAGGUCUUUUCCAGCCCAGUCUGGCAGAGCCAGGAAUUCAGUCUUGGAGUCGUUGCUGCAUGCAAAGGAUUUGGCUUUACCCUGCCUCAUUACUGCACGUGCCAUUGGGCUGGAGCCUGUGGUGCUAAACAGUGUAACACUGAGGAAGCAACAGGGUUUCCUAAUACAGUCAUACUUCGGUUUAAGUACGCUUCGGUUUGAGUACUCCGCGGACCCGUCUGGAACGGAUUAAUCCACUUUCCAUUACUUUCAAUGGGAAAGUUUGCUUCAGGUUAAGUACAGACUUCCGGUUCCAAUUGUGUACUUAAACCGAGGUACCACUGUACUGCUACUAUUCACUAGAUUCUCAGACUUGACCUUCCACUAUUUAGAAUGGAAAGACAUCAACAGUGAAGCAGUGCACGAGGAUGAUCUUAAAAUAUCAUUUUGGGGAUGUAACAGGGUCAUCUCUUCCCUGAUCUACUAGAGAGCAGUUUGAACGUGAUCAGGUAGAAGACAUCUAGCAAACCAAGAACCAUCCAAAAGCUAACACCAUUGUUUAAUGGCAGGCACAUCAUAAAUGGACAGUCAUUUGAAAAUAAAGGCUCUCCAUUUAGCACAAAUAUAUAAAACAAAAGGGAGCAGAUACCAAAGACUGUUUCUCAUCAAGAUGGUGCCGAGUUGUUUUCUGCUGUCUUUCCUUCUGUCUCAUGGGAGUAGCAGCACUUGUCCCCCAGUGAACAGUUGCCCUGUAAGGGAGAAGCAACACGCAACAUCACUAAACCAUUCAAGUCCUUGCAUGCAGUCCUGUGGCUGAAGCAGCUGGCCCUUGGGCAAGAGAACUUGGCUGCUUGGCCUAAGGAGGCUGUAGCUGAUCUGGGAACAGAACCCAUUGCUACACCUCUAGUUGCCUUCACCAUUCUGUUCUGUAGAAAAGCCAAACAUACCAAAUUUUCAAGGUUCCUCUAAACAGCCCCCUUGCCAUCUGCAACAGUUUUAAAUGUUACAGGUGAAAUUAAAACAGACUUGCAUACAACUAGUGACCCAGCCAGCCAAACAGGGUAACCCAGCAGGACUUUAAGGAACCUCCUGAUUUUGCUGCCUGCCUAGGUCUGUAAAAACAGAGCAGCUGUGAAGCACCAGGUAAGCUGUGUGUGGGUUGGUGGGUCACAAGUUAUGCAAGCCUGGUUAAAAACUAUCUUUUUUAUUUAAAAAAAUUGCUUUUCAUUGGACAUCCUCAUACCAAACAACAACAACAAUAAUAAUUUACUAUUUAUACCCCGCCCAGCUGGCUGGGUUUCCCCAGCCACUCUGGGCAGCUUCCAACCGAAUAUUAAAAACAAUACUGUACAGCAUCAAACAUUAAAAACUUCCCUAAACAGGGCCGCCUUCA